AGUGAUAUGUUACGCGGGAAGGAAACCCGUUUAGUCAGUAGAGAUCGAUUGUUUUGAAGUCAUUGGUCAAGCUACUCAGUGAGGAGAGCGAUCAUUCAGAGAGUUCUGUAGGAUCCAGAUAAUUUUUGUCACAAUCCUGUGGAGGAGUUCGAAUGGAACUAUGUUCAUUUGUUGGUGGAACUAGCUGGAUUGUGAGGAAAGAUUUCUGGGUAUUGUACGAAGAAUUUGUGUUGGUAGACCUAUUGAAUGAGAAUGGAAAUGGAAAAGAAAGAUAGAAGUUCCGUCACCGAAGAAGAAUUUUUGAGAUUGGCCCAGCUCAUCCCACCGAGGUACUAUUCAGAUUUAGGGAUACAUUUGGGAAUCUCAUCUGCUGAACUUGAUCAUAUCAUUGUCCAACAUUCAUCGGAUUACAAGGAUGCAUUGAUGACAAUGUUCACACGGUGGAGAGAUGAACAACAUCCAGAUGAAGAUAUCAGAGCUCUUCUUGCAGAAGGAUUAGAAAAGAGUGACUUAGGGGGAUUGUCCAAAGAACUUCUAGCUGGGAAUCUAAUCCAGAAAACAACAGAUGUCUCACAAGAAACUGUAUCCUCAAGAGCAUCAACUUCAACAGGAGCAGCAGACGUAUCGGCAUUAUCACAUACCAUCAGUGAGAGAGAACUUUUGAUGUUGUCAACAGAGAUCGGACCAAAUUACUACAAGAAAGUUGGCAUUAACCUGAAUAUCUCGUUUGUGACUCUUGAUAAAAUAAAGAAAGACACACAAGAUACUACUGAUGCAUUGAUGACAGUAUUCACAAGAUGGAGGGAUAAACAGCUUCCAGACACAAACAUCAGGGCUCAUCUUGCAGAGGCUUUAUAUCAUAGUGACUUAGGUUUCCUCUCUCACAAGUUGAUUACUGGAAAUCUAUUAACAAAGUCAAAAGGUACACCUGUGACAAUUCCAGUAUCAGAGACCAAACCACUUACCCCUGACCUGAUUAAGAGAUGUACAGAUGAGCUCCAAGACAAGUACAGGACUGAUUUCUGUAUGAUAAGAGCUGAUCCACUAGAUCCUGAUUCUAUUGUGCCAUUCGAAGAUAUGUACACAAGCCUUUUCUUGGAAAAAGAAAAACGAAGUAAAAGGAGUCAACUUGAGUACAAGGAUCUCUUUAAUCUCAGAGUCAAUGGAGUGUUCCCCAAACGGAUUAUGAUCCAAGGAGAGGCAGGGGCCGGAAAGACCACAUUCUUGGCUAAGAUUGCAUGGGACUGGAUAAACGAUAGUCCAGAUCUCUCAAACUUUGUGUGGGUACUCAUUAUCCCUCUGCGUGAAGCGAAGCGAUACAAGAUUGGUCAGAUUGUUAAGUCAUAUCUCUCAAAGGACAACCCAGUAACAGCCUGUCAGAUCACAGAGUACAUCCGUUCAAAUCCAGAAAAGGUAUUCAUUGCCUGUGAUGGAUUAGAUGAGUUUAGUGGCAAGGUUGUACAGCACUCUGAAACCAAGCAAGGUUCAGAAGGUGCUCAGUCAGAGUCAAAUGAUCAAACUGACAGGAAAUCAGAAUCCCAAAUGAGCAAUAAGAGAGAGCAAAGUUUUGAUCAAGGCACAAACAGAAAAAAAUCAAGAUUAGAGGAGAGCAAACAACCACGGGUAAUGCAGCAUUUUCCUUCAGGUACAUCAAGAUCUGCUGAUCAAACCACAGUAGGAUCAGAUACAAGUCCAUCAAGUAUAUCUAUACACCAAAGAACUAAUCCCAAAUCCAGUGUAAAUUCUAUGGAGAGAGGUGAUAUCACUGUUGAAGAUAUUCUUUGCUCAGAUGAACUUCAUACUUGCUCAGUAAUGGUGACAAGCCGUCCAUGGAAGGCCAAUGAAAUAAGAUGGAAUGAUAGUUUAAGAAGACUAUACACAUUCAUCCACGUGGAAGGCUUUAGCAGGGAGAAUGCUAAGGUUUACAUUCGCAAUUACUUCAAAGACACUGAGGCUACAGCAGAUGAAUUCAUCCAAUUGUUUGAAAACAAUGAUAUCAUAUCAGAGAAUAUGGCGCCAUAUCCUAUCUACAUAUCUAUGCUCUGUCACAUGUGGAGAGAACUUGAUGACAACAAGAAAGAAGAGUUGAAGUCUUUUCAAACAUUCUCUGAAAUAUUCCGUGAAGUGUUUGAAUUCCUAAAGGUGCGUUAUGUCCAGAAAGAGAUCCCAGAUUUAAGUAGCCCAUUAUUUAAUACAUAUCGCUCUGAAAUUGAGAAACCCCUGCAACCAAUUGCCAAGGUUGCUUUUACAGGACUACAAUCAAAUAACCUUAUUUUCAAUGAAGAAGAUCUUGAACAGUACUCAGACUCUGUGGAAACAGCAUGCAAAGUAGGGGUGUUGUCACAGGAGAAUAAGCUCUCAUCCAUUCAUGAUAAGAGCAGUCGCUACCUUCAGUCAACAUUCUUCUUUCCUCAUAAACUAUUCCAGGAGUACAUGGCUGCAGUCUAUCUUGCUUCUCUCUAUGAUUCAGAUCGCAAUGAAUUUAAGAGGCUGAUUGAGGAAGUAGUGAUCCCUAGGAAGGAAGAGUUUAGGUAUCUCCUGUACUUCACUGGUUCUCAGAACAAAAACAUUGCCAAGUAUACCACAAAAUGUCUGUUACAAGAGUACACCCAAAGCCAAGAAGAUGAGGAGGAGAUGAAUUUCUUGGUUGAUGUAGCUUUUGAGAGUCAGGAUGAAGAUACCAAUGCCAUGUUUCGGAAUUCAGUAUCAUCUCUGUCCAUCCAUGUUGAAAACACACACACUAUAGCUGGUUAUGCAUCCACUGGGAUAUAUUCAAAGGCGAUCAUUAUGAGUGUUGGUGAUUUUGGAUCUCCUUGCUGCGGACCAGGUAUAUCAAAAGAGGUUGCAGUGAUGAUAUGCUCAGCACCGUCACUAAGCGAUGUUAGACUGGAUGCAAGCUUUCACCCUACCUUCUAUGAAACUCUUGCCAGAGAAGGAAGGAAAGCCGCAAGAGCGGGAUUCCAAGGACAACUAAAUGGAGGCAAGGCAAAGAUGCAGAGUCGGAGGCCGAACCAGCAGCAGAGCCAGCGCCAGAGAAUGAGGGAGAGGUUGAUGAUGAUCCGGUACUAGUGCCGGCGGUACUGGCAGCAGCAGCAGUUGGCCGGAGGACGUCAACAGAAGAUGAGGCGGACGAGAAAACCGGUACCACGAGUUCUGAACUGGAAUUCGAUGAUGAUAAAUCAUCAUCACUGAUUACAUCAGCUGUAUCGGAUACAGAAUCUGUUCAUCACCAGUCCCGUGAACUUCGUCCUGGACCUGACAUGCCUGAUCCAGAAUCUGAUGUUGAUCAAAGUUCAGAGUCCUCAGAGAGUCGG
Messenger RNA from Lytechinus variegatus (green sea urchin), 3314 nucleotides. RefSeq lists its product as uncharacterized. The transcript is spliced from 9 exons. The record is from RefSeq and is a predicted model, not a curated record. Bases 247 to 3069 code for a protein of 940 amino acids. NCBI's taxonomy places the organism in Eukaryota, Metazoa, Echinodermata, Echinoidea, Temnopleuroida, Toxopneustidae. Gene Ontology annotation, biological process: signal transduction. Gene Ontology annotation, molecular function: protein binding.